Molecule: messenger RNA, 279 nt
Organism: Leptosia nina
Lineage: Eukaryota; Metazoa; Arthropoda; Insecta; Lepidoptera; Pieridae
Source: the annotation of a GenBank genome assembly
AUGGGAAAGCGCAGGCGACGUAUAUUCCCAAAGAAAAAGCGAUCAGUCUUCAGUCGACCACAUCCAAUCAAGCGAAAAAUGAAGCUCAGGCACCGUCAAAUGAAAGCGUUUUUCAUUAAGCAUAAUCCAAGGAGUUACAUCCAGAGAUCUGUAAGGAGAGUGGUGGGAGGGAUAUACAAUGUCUCAGAUAAAGUGAGGGAUAAAAUAGCCGAAAGUACAUUAGCCCUGGAUAACCCGUUCAGCGCCCAGUUUUACGAAGACAGAUGUAUCAUUCAGUAG